CAUCGUACGGUACGGUUGUUUCCAUCGAGCGCACCGAGAGUUCGCAUAUUCCGCGGCUAUCUUGCGGCAUACGGAGAGUGUAUUGUGUGUUCGUUGGUUCGUUUCGAUAACUCGCGCGUUUCUCCCUCGCAGUUAGUACCGCUGGCGCUGGGGAUUCUGUGCGAAAGACAGAGAGCGUCCGACCGGGAGUGACCGAAAGGUGGCAGACCGCGAGAGUGCGCGGUCGGGAAGAGUACUGCAGACGGAGCCUCGGGCCGGGUGUUGUGUGUUAUUGUUAUUUAACAGGAAUUUGAUUUUGAAAUUUGUACAGUGGCAGGUUAGAAUCGCGCGCGCGGUAGGACAUGCGAUAGGUCCCCAGAGGCGGGUUCUGGCGCAAUAAUAAUUUCAAAGAUUGUGCGACAGUGAGACGAUUGAUUGCAGUUGGCAAUUUUCUAGAAGUGAUUCAAGAUUAUGUAUGACAAGAGCUGUUAGGCAAGCGAUUUGAUGAUAUAACCAAUCAGUGGCGAAAGCUCUAAGUCGCAGUUCUGCGCAGCCAAUCAGCUAGAAUAGGAGCGCCCCAACCGCACGGAGUGUAGUGUGCACCGCUGUGCAGGACCUGCCGACGACUCAUCUCCAGCUUGGACGGCCUUACAACCCGAGAAGGGAAGUAGCAAACAAAAAAAAAACACCCCGGUGAAAAGUGUGUCUGUGCAAAUUUAAUGAAAUUUUCCGCGCCAUCCACAAAAGCAAGAAGAUAACGAAGGCAGGCGGCUGCGUCUUUAUUAAUAAAAGUGUUUGGUGGUGCCACCCAUUCAGGGUCAGGGUAUCAAGAGUGAGUGCGCGAAGCAAUUCGACUUCAAUUCGAAAGCGAGUGGGAUUUUCGUGAAAAAUUACGCAAUUAGCGGUCCCACCGUCGCCGCCUCAGUAGCGCACGUGUUGUCAUCCGAUGCGUCCUAAUCCCAGCCGAGAAAGUAAAGAAUUUGGGAGUGCUUGUGCCGAUUUGUGUAUACGAAAAUUCCCGCAACGUAAAUAAGUCGGUUAGCCUCGCGCGACUUGAAGAGUGAAGCAAAAGAACAACCGCCAAGAAGAGAUCGGUCCACGCCUGGUAGUUAGUGAAAAUUAAUUAAUCGUUGGCGAUUUCGCACCAGAGUUUAACGCCGCGUUUCUUGGCAGAGGCCGCCUUUGCGUUCGUAGAGGUGGAGAAUGGCCACGAUGACAGAUCUGGAUGAAUUUAGUGAGAUGAUCUGCGAUCCGUUUGAGUUUGAAAACCUGUUCGAGCAGUACCUGCGCGAGAUGCAGGGAUCGACCGAACCGGGCGGCAGUGGUCGUCUGCAGCAGCCACACCAGCAGUUUCAACAUCAGCGGAAGCCAUUUUCGGUGUUCAUCGGCCGCAUCAAGGAGUGGCCCGCCAACACAGACGCUGGCCGUCUGAACCGGCUGAAGCAUUUGACCGAACUGCUGAUCGCGACCGUCAUCUCCAAGCGUAUCGGCGAGUCUAGUGUUAGUGUGAACAAAUUUUGUAGCAAUAGUUCCGUAGACCCGCUGUGUUGUCCAAUUUGUGAGGACAUACUUCGGUUUCCGGUGACGGCGAACUGCGGGCAUACCUUUUGCCGGCAGUGUUGCUUCGGCCACAGCCAGUGCACCGUGUGCAGUCAGAAGUUUCCGACGAUCUCAUCGGGCGUCGGUGGUUUGCUGCCGCAAGCCACGGUAACGUCCGGUUCAUCGGCGACGGCCGGUACCACGUUGACGUUGCUACCGAGCCCGCUUUCGACGGCCACUGCCUCGUUGUCGAUGGUUAGUGCGGCUUCUUCGCUGGCUAUGGCCACAGUAGCGCCCAACCAUGACAAGCAAGGACCGGACAUACCGGUGGUGGGGGCGGCUGCUGUUGGGGGACGGGGUGGUGACAGUGACAGCGCGGGAGUGAUAGGGUUCGAGCAGGAUAUUUUGGUGCGACGGCUAGUCGAAAGGUGGUGGGGGGCGGAGCUGAAAGCGGCCGAGAUCAACGAGGAAGCCCAGCGGCAUCUGGAGUACGAUGCCUUGGACGAGGCGCUGCGUUGCUGCAACCAGAGUCUUGAAUACGCACCCAACGGCUACAAGGGACUCCUGCUCCGGUCCGAGGUCCUGUACCGAUUGCAGCACUACCAAAGCGCACUUGCCGACGCCGACAACGCCCUCAAAUGCCGUCCAACGUCGUACAAGGCACACUAUCACCGGGCCCUAGCGCUGUCCGCCUUGGGCAAAUCGGAACAAGCCAUAAUCUCGCACUGCAUUUCGAUUUUCCUGGACAAACAGUCCAUGUGUGUGGCCAACGGAAUAAAAGAGGAUCUGGCAAAGGACCUUCAAAAACUACUCGCCACGGUUCGGUCGGAGCCGGAACUCCCCGCACCGGUGCUGGACCCCCUCUCGCACUUCUUCAGCGGGCCCUACUCGCUGCUGAGUUCCCGCAAGCGGCGGCGCCAUCGAAUCCCAUCCGCCCAUAAGCACAAAGCGAAAAAGCAGUUCCUUAGUUUGCGGACCAGCGACUUCGAUGAGGACCAUUCCGACUGCGGCGACGAGGAGUACUACUUUCGGUCCCGUUUUUUCGACGAAAUGGACGACGAGUUCUACCGGCAAGCCAUGAACCCGCCCCACCACCGGCGGAAAUCACUUUCGGCGUACAAUCUGAACAUCUUCAACCCGCGGAUGGAUGUGCCGUUGGGUGCCGGCAAGGAGCAGAAGUACCUUAGGCAGCAGCUACAGCAACAACAGCAGCAGCAUCAACAGCAGACUUCAAUCAUUCCAAGGCACAGCUCGAAGCUGCGAUCGUUCGUUGACCGAAUGAUCAAUGAGCUGGAGGCCGUUCGGUGGGCCGAAGGAAACCCAGUGCGGUUAAACGUUCACCCGAGUCAAAUUGAGGCGUCCGAUUUUGACUGUGUGCUGUGCUGUCGGACUCUGUGGCGUCCGGUGGUGACCCCCUGCGGACACACCUACUGUUGGGUGUGUCUCGAUCGGUGCAUGGAUUACUCCUCGUCGUGUCCGCUAUGCAUGGCCCCUCUGAUCGAACAGUUCCGUCAUCAUUUGGCGAGCAGCAGCAACAACGGUACCAACAAUGGUAAUAGCCUCGCCCUGCUGGCUGCCACCAAUCCUACCCUGAUCUCAUUAUCUAAACGUAAGGUAACGCAGUUUGUCGAGGAGGCCAUGCAGCGAUUUAUUCCGGAUGCGUACGAAAAACGCCAACGGCAGGAGCUGGACAGGGAACCGACGGUGCCGGUGUUUAUCUGCACCACUGCAUUUCCCUCGGUGCCAUGUCCGCUGUUUGUAUACGAGCCCCGCUACCGGUUAAUGGUCCGGAGGGCGAUCGAAAGCGGUGAACGACAGUUUGGGAUCGCAUUUCCGCAGCAGAACGGGCGCCAGCGGUACGUCGAGUAUGGAACCAUGCUGGACAUCCGGGACUGUGUGCAGCUCGGCGAUGGAUGCUCGAUUUUGUCGACGGUGGGAGCGAGACGUUUCCGGGUCGUGGCCCGGCACGAGAAGGAUGGCUACGACACGGCCAACGUGGAGUUCAUCGAAGAUGACAAGAUUGUGGACGGUGCCAGUGGAGGUGGUGCCGGCGUCGAAGAUGAGAAAGUGCAUUUAAUUCGGGAACUGCACGAGAAGGUCUUGCUGAAGGCCAUCGGGUGGCACGACAGCUUGCCGGACAACAUCAAGUUUGAGAUUUUCAAGAGCUUUGGCAAAAUGCCGGACCUGGAGGAGAACUGGGAAGAUGUGGUAGAUGGCCCGGCGUGGGCAUGGUGGAUUAUUGCAAUUCUACCGUUGAGUCAGCCUUUGAAGGUCGGCAUCCUGUCCGCCACAAGCCUGGAAAAGCGACUUCGAGCCAUCGAUAAAACGCUGAACUUGGAGUCCGCUCAGCAGAAACGGAAACGCUCCGUUUGCGUUGUUCCAGCCGCACCGGCAUCGCCUCCUCCGGCGGGUUGCUGCGAUGGCAUCCAAUCGUCUGCCACCGUUCAUCAGCAACAGCAACAACAGCAGCAUUCGCACCACAAUCAACAACAAUGCCAAGCAAUUGAUUGUUGCAUACGAGAAAGAACUACCUCAACGCAUCACCAUCACCACCAUGAUCAUGACCACGUGCACCACCACCACCACCAUCAUCAUCACGAUAGCGAUAGGAGCAGUUCCGGGGAUCAUCAUCUCAGCCAAUCCGCAGCGGAAGCGGCCGACUAUCUGCUUUAAAGGCGAAGCAACACCAACCAAAAUAACUUGAUUAUAGAUGUGUGACGGUUUCCGCAAGUCCCAUCUCCCAGAGAAAAACGACACACGAUACAGAAGCAAAAUCAAUCCAAUCCUACUAAUAAAUCUAAAACGCAGCAACACAGUGGAAGCAAAUGCAACUAAAUGGUUCUCUUCUCUUUUAGAUUGUACAAUAAAAACACAUCCAAAAGCAAGCACUUUAAUUAGAAAUGAUGCACACCCAAGUAAGAUGUGUGUGUUAGAACAUUUGUGGAUCAAGAAGCAGUAGCAAAAAAAUGUAUAACCAACAAACAAAACGCCAUAGAUCAAAUGAUAGUUAAAACAAAAUCCUUCCCUUUGACACUUUUUUCCUAAGACGGAGUUAAAAGAAAACAAGCAAAUAUUAUAAAACAACUACUAAAAUAGGCAAGCAGUGCGAAGCAAGAAGUAUGAAAGAGAUCAGAGACAAAGUGCUGGACAGCGAGAAAUAAGAUUGCGAAAAGGACAAAUCCGGGACCGGUCCCAUUUGUUCGUCGUGUGUUAGGCUAAAGGAAAAAAAAACACAUUCAUCUAUUUCGUUAAAAGAAACCAAUUCUACAUCCUCUUAAGCCAUGUGUGAUUUUUAAUCUUAAACCAAAACCAUUUUGAAAACCCUCUAAUUCGUAAGAAUAUCUUUCUAAUUGAAUUCAAUCCAAGCUUUAAUUCGGAAUCCUUAAUCAAGACAAAAGCUAUUAAUCUUUAAACUAGGAGUUUCUAUCCGUAUUCCUGUUUCUUAUUCUUAUGCUAGUAAGGGCAACAAUCGAAAACCAUCAUCGCCAGAUAAUAGAGCUAUUCCUAAAAAGUAAAUAAGUCAUGUUCUGUACACAUUGGGAAGAGCGCAGAAGGAAGCGAACGGGAAGAAACGCCAGGACUAUAAUGUGAAAUCAGUGAGAACUCUUUCUAAACGUUAAGGCCAAGCUAUGUGACAUUGUAAAAUUUGAAUAAACGUGAAUCGAUCUGUAUUCCGCCGCCCCACGGUUCUUUCUGGGGUCCUUUUUCAA
This is a messenger RNA of Armigeres subalbatus, 5228 nucleotides long. RefSeq names its product LON peptidase N-terminal domain and RING finger protein 1. The record is from RefSeq and is a predicted model, not a curated record. Lineage: Eukaryota; Metazoa; Arthropoda; Insecta; Diptera; Culicidae. The transcript is spliced from 6 exons. Gene Ontology annotation, molecular function: protein binding; ubiquitin protein ligase activity; metal ion binding. The coding region runs from base 1183 to 4191 and encodes 1002 amino acids.